AUGGCCGGCUCACAAGACAGCUACCGCAAGGAACGACGGCGCCGGUCGCCUUCUGACCCUGGACACUCAGAUAGAGACGGCGAUCGAAGACGACGCGUGCGUGACGAAGGACACCGAGGCGAACGCAAGAGCUCUCGCAGAGACAGCUCAAGACGACGGUCCUCGCGCAGUCCAACCGGACGUGAGAGCCGCCGACGAGAAGAUGGAUCUGAUGACCGAAGGCGACGGAGACAUCCAUCGGAGGAGCGCCGACACCGACGACAUCGUGAUCGAGACUAUGCCGAUCGAGAGAAAUCUUCGCGGAAACAUCGAAGCCGAUCCCGGUCUCGUUCUCCGGCUCGACACUCACGCAGCCCACGACCAGGUGCCGUCGCGCGCUCGAAAGGCCCUCUCCCAUCUCAAAACGACGCCUACGCAUCCGAAAUCGCCCAGGGAGGGGAGGGGUCGGCUCCGCCGCCGGAGAAGGAGAAACCCAACUAUGAAAACACGGGCCGCUUGGCUGCUGAGACGAACACUGUGAAUGUCAACGGAGGGACAGUCGUGCUCAAGUACCACGAACCUCCCGAGGCGCGCAAGCCUCCGGCCAAGGAGCCCUGGCGGCUCUAUGUGUUUAAGGGACAAGAUCUAUUGGAGGUGGUGGAGCUCGGGGAACGCAGCUGCUGGCUCAUCGGAAGGGAGCGUCUGGUUGUGGACUUUCCAUUGGAUCAUCCCAGCUGCUCCAAGCAGCACGCGGUCAUCCAAUUCCGAUUCGUCGACAAGCGGAAUGAAUUUGGUGAUCGCGUUGGGCGCGUGAAGCCGUAUCUCAUUGACCUGGAGAGCGCCAACGGUUCCCUCGUGAACGGGGAUCCGGUUCCCGCUGGACGCUACGUCGAAUUGAGAGACAAGGAUGUCCUCAAGUUCGGAUCAAGCUCGAGGGAAUACGUGCUCAUGCUCCCGCAGCCGGAUUGA
Messenger RNA from Aspergillus clavatus NRRL 1, 948 nucleotides. RefSeq names its product putative FHA domain protein SNIP1. The coding region runs from base 1 to 948 and encodes 315 amino acids. Gene Ontology annotation, biological process: maintenance of RNA location; mRNA splicing, via spliceosome. The transcript has a single exon. Gene Ontology annotation, molecular function: mRNA binding; protein binding. NCBI's taxonomy places the organism in Eukaryota, Fungi, Ascomycota, Eurotiomycetes, Eurotiales, Aspergillaceae. Gene Ontology annotation, cellular component: nucleus. The record is from RefSeq and is a predicted model, not a curated record.